This is a messenger RNA of Melanotaenia boesemani (Boeseman's rainbowfish), 1391 nucleotides long. It is a transcript of the gene tcf21, whose product is annotated as transcription factor 21. Lineage: Eukaryota; Metazoa; Chordata; Actinopteri; Atheriniformes; Melanotaeniidae. Gene Ontology annotation, biological process: regulation of transcription by RNA polymerase II; developmental process. The coding region runs from base 469 to 993 and encodes 174 amino acids. The record is from RefSeq and is a predicted model, not a curated record. The transcript is spliced from 2 exons. Gene Ontology annotation, molecular function: DNA-binding transcription factor activity, RNA polymerase II-specific; protein dimerization activity; RNA polymerase II transcription regulatory region sequence-specific DNA binding.
CAUGCUGAUUGGAACCUCAGGGGUCCAACUUUUAAUCAGUUUUAACUCUAAUUAUGACGCUAUUAUUUUCCUACCAACUUUAACCAAGUUUUUUUUCUUUCUGGAAACUUUAGGGAGGAAAUUUUAUGUAAUAAAUGCACUUAUUUUAUAAGAUAAAUUGAAUAUUUGUUCGGGUUAAACUUUGGUUAAAAUAAACCAGCAUUUUGUGAGUCAUCCAGUGUCCCUUGGGGCCCUGAAAACUUUAGGGAACCAAGUCAGAUCAGUCCAGCACCACUGUCUCCUCCCAACACAAGGAAACGCCCUCCUUGCUCAUGGAGAUAAAAAGUCUGUUCCAUUCUAGUCUAUUCACCCUCACUGAGUUUUUUCUUUCAUGAACCAGGAGUGUGUUUGCACACUCUGUCCUUUUCUGUCCAGUCUGUACUUCCCGCUCCCAUGUUUUGAUUCUGCUCCAGCCCAAGACGCUUCACCAUGUCCACUGGGUCUCUCAGCGACGUCGACGACGAGCUCCUGGACGGCAUCCUCAAGUUUGGAUCCUCCGGUAGAGACUCCAACGAGAGCACAGAGGAAAGCUCCAACUGCGAGGGCACGUGCGCGAACGAGGAGCGUAGAGAUGCACCUGGUAAGAAGAGGAAGACGGCGUCCCGGAAAACUGCGUCCAAGGGAGUGGCGCAGCAGGAGGGCAAGCAGGUGCAAAGGAACGCAGCGAACGCGCGGGAAAGAGCCAGGAUGCGCGUACUCUCCAAAGCCUUCUCCCGGCUGAAGACGUCCUUACCCUGGGUACCACCAGACACCAAACUCUCCAAACUGGACACACUACGCCUGGCGUCCAGCUACAUAGCGCAUCUCCGCCAGAUAUUGGCUAAUGACAAAUACGAAAAUGGAUUUAUCCACCCCGUAAACCUGACGUGGCCUUUCAUGGUCGCUGGGAAACCCGAGAACGAUUUGAAGGAGAUGCUGAACGCAACGCGGUUGUGCGGAACAACGGCGUCCUGAUGUAGAAGGGGACACUUUUGUUUGUAUAUAAUUUUUAAUGGAUUUUACAAGAAAAAUAUCAUCUUGACUGAAAUGCAAGUCUCAUCUUCGGAGACUGUGAGUGGGAAUAAUGGAGAGAAGUGCAUCCUCUCCUUCGUUCCCGUAAUGGAAAAAUAUAUAGGCUCUCUAUAUAUUUUCUUUUCUUAUUUUUUUUUAACUUAAAUACUCUUUUCGAUCUGUUGUCUUUGCCGGUUCAAAGAUAAUCUUUAUACUUUAAACAGCUUUUUAUGAAAGGCUAUAGCUAUAUAGUCUAGUUGAAUUUCAAUCAGGCCUGUUUUAACGACUGCAUCAUGAUGGAUGGAUAUGCACGUGAAUGUUUCAUCUGUCCACUGUCUCAAAUUGCUGUACAGAUUGCGUGU